UUGGAGGAUAUAUCACACGCGUUUAAACCUCCAAGCAUCUUUGACUACAGCUCGUUGAAUGAGUCCGUCAAGAGCUUGAGAAAUUCAUAUCUUAGUUUAGGUGCAUUACUGUCCCCGUAUUUUCUCUAUAUUUAUCUGUUUCCCGAGUUUCCUUGCUAUAAUUGGGAAGCUAUAUUGUACGUCUUCAUCCUCCUAAAUGACGAAAUCACGCAGCCACGACCCUUGUUGCGCAUUCUGCAUACUGUGGUGAAUAGUUAUUCGACACAAGAGCUGGGUUGUUUAAUGUGCGCAGAGGCUCUUUUGCUUCUCUCAUACCAUCUGCCAGACGUCCUAUAUGGGUCCUGAUUCACCCACCAUAUGGGGGGAAAAAUCAUCUACUACUGCCUGUCUCCGUGGCAGUAAUUUUGCAGGGAGCAACGAGGGAGAGAGAUAUUCGACAAUAUGUCGAGUCCUAUGGCUCUGAAGCCACUGGCAUCUGCCUAUGAAAGCCCUACCUUCGGUGAAGACAGCUCAUUUCAUGUCGAGCAGCCGGUUGGGUCUAUGUCAAUAUCUCCAUGUGGCAGAGAUGUUGUACUCGCUUCAAAAGAAGGUCUCCAUAUUAUUGACCUGGAUAGUCCCUAUUCCCCCCCGCGAUACCUCCCCCACCAUACCCCCUGGGAAGUAGCGGACGUCCAGUGGUCCCCUUUCGCCGCACGAGACAGCUGGGUUGUGAGCACAUCCAAUCAAAAGGCUCUAGUAUGGAACCUGGCAAUGAAAUCGACACAAAACUCCAUUGAAUACGUUUUGCAUGCACAUUCUCGAGCUAUUACAGAUAUUAACUUUUCCGCCCACCAUCCCGAUGUCCUAGCUACGUGCGCCGUGGACAGUUUUAUUCACUGCUGGGACCUACGCUCUCCAGCAAGGCCAGCGAUAUCAUUUUCCGACUGGUUCGCUGGUGCAACCCAAGUCAAAUGGAACCGACAGGACCCUCACGUUAUUGCAAGCUCGCAUGAUAGGUUCCUCCAGAUUUGGGAUGAUCGAGUGGGUGCUCGUCCACUGCGUACGAUCGUGGCACAUAAUACGAAAAUCUACGGCCUUGACUGGAACCGGACACGUCGAGAGGCAUUGGUGACUUGUUCGUUGGACAAAACCAUCAAGUUUUGGGAUUAUUCGGUUGCAGAAGAUAUUCCGGAAAAGGUCAUUCACACUCCGUUUCCUGUUUGGCGAGCUAGAAACACGCCAUUCGGAUGGGGCGUUCUUGUCAUGCCGCAACGUGGAAAUAGUGAUUUGCAUCUUUAUAGCCGGAAGAGAGGUGAUGAUGGCGGUGAUCCUCCGCGUGUUCAUAGCUUUCCUGGUCACAGGGGUCAAGUCAAGGAAUUUCUCUGGAGAUCGAGAGGGACGGUAGUGGAUGGUUUAGAUCAUCGCGAAUUCCAGCUUGUGUCCUGGGGCACGGAUAAGGAGUUGCGAUUGCAUCGAGUAAACCCAGAGAUUUUGGAGGGAGUUGGAUACGAAAUCGGAAAGUCCUUCAACCCCUCUCUAAACCUGACGCGAAAAGGUGCUGUCUAUAAAACGUUCCGCGAUGAUCCACCGCUAGAGGAUAAUGCCGAGCAAAAGGGUAUUCCUCUAGGAAAUCAAACAUCCAGCCACCAUCGAUCGCUAUCGACUGUUGGAGUUGGACCCAGUAGUGUCUCCAUGCCUUACUAUCGUAGCUGGAACCGAGGGGGGACGAUGGGGUCUGUGGUUGGUGUACAAGGGCGGUCCGCUCUACGCGCUGACAUGAAUCCUAUUUCUUGGAUGCGGGGUGUCAAGAUAUCAGGUUGGGAGGUGGAAACACUAGGAGACGAAAUUACACAUGUUGGGGAAAAGUUCACAAAGGUUUCUUUCGAAUCUGUUAAUGUUGGGCAACGCAAAACGACAGUUUCAAUGCAUGGCCCUUGGGGUCCCGACAACAGUAACCUUUUCAUAAAGGUCGACAUUAAAUUCCCUCCUGACUACCCACGAGCUUCGAUCCCCGUAUAUACUGUGCAAAAGACUAGCUCAGUCACUGCCCAGUUGGCGUCGACCAUGACGGCAGGGUUACGAACUAUCGCUGAGACAUAUCUCGCUCAGAAGCGAGGCUCCCUCGAGGGAGCCAUCCGCUACCUUUUGGGCGAACAUAAUGUCGAGGAGAGCGUGGCGUUGGUGAAACGUCAGUUCGGCGAAGCGUUGAAGUCCCCAGAUCUACUAGAUGGCGAUGAAUCCAGCGAUGAUGAUGAAGAAAAUGGGCAAUUCCGAGCGUCGCAACUCGGCCUAAGCUCUUCUGAGAUGCUCCGGCCAGUUAAUGCAAAUGUUAUGGUGCCGGUAUAUAAAACAUGUGGGGCGUUCUGGACCAACGAUGGCCGGCUUGUGUGCUUUUCCCUCCCCAAAAAGGAGAAGGCAACAGUGUUCAUGGGCUCCAUGGGACUUAGUGAUAUGCGACUUGCAAGAAGCGAUAGAGUUUUUGAAGCCUUUGGCCGAUUGCAGACAAGCUCACCGGGCCCAAAGCCUUCUAGUGGCGUCGGGACUGGCCGGGCCACCAUCACGGAUGAUGGAGUUUCUGACUAUUCAGAUGAUUCGUCUGUCGAGUCCUCGAGCUCAUCAGGCUCAUCAGAUCUUCUGGGAAACCUCCCACCUCAAUUUCAUGGCCCGAAUACUUGGAGAAGUGGGAGUUUGGGGUUCUAUCGUUCAAGAUCCACUGAAAACUCUCAGAAGUCUACGACGGGAGUUGGCACCGUGAAGUCAUCGUCGGACAACUCACAUAACAUCAUCCAUAUUUAUGAUCUAAAGGGCCUUUUACCAGCCAAACGGGAGCUCGCCGAGAAAUAUCAAGUAUUUGGUAACCCGCCGGACAUAUGCGCGCAUAAUAUGGCAGUUGCAGCUGGCGUGGGAAUUUUUGAUCUCGCUCGAGUUUGGGGUCUCGUUAGGUUAAUGCUACAAAAUGAGCUUUCCUCGAAUACUAUCCCUGGAGAUGAUGUUGUCGGGAUUGCACGAAAAGCCAUGCGUGACAUUAAAGGGAAAGAUAGCGCUGUAGACUCGAGGCUCGAUGAAUUUACGCGGAUAAAGCCGUCUAGCAGUUCUCGGCCUGACAAGGUAAAAUGGGGAGAGCAUCCUCUUGGCCGUGGUUGGCUUAUUCCAGCAUUAUUUAACUACUUCGAGCGGUUAGGGGACAUUCAAAUGUUGGCAAUGCUCUCAUGCAUUUUAUACGAACCGAAGUCUGGAAUGGAUGCAAGCCAAUCGGGAUUUCGCCGGGUCAGACGAUCAUCAGUUAUUGUACACAACCCACCGCUAGCUGAAGAUAACAGUUCACCAACAGGAAAUUUCCGUAACAAAUGUCAAGCAACAUCGCAGCUCCCGCCAUUAUCCAAGUCGUCUAGCCACGGCGUUUCGGUGUCCCAAAGCUCUGCUUGCUCUUCAACAGAACAUUGGCAAGUAGAUACGCCACCACUAUACUCCACUGGGAACACGCCCCCUCAAGGAAUCCAACUGAGCAGACAACCUUCGGGCCGAAAAUCGCAGCCUCAAGUUAUAACUUUGUCGGGUUCACCAGAUCGUCAUUCUAAUCCACGCUCCGUUUCCGGCUUAGGCACCACGCUCGCUUCUUCGCUCUCCCGGUCUUUUACGUUUGGACCUUCAGGAUCCUCAUCACCUCCAAGUAAUAGUAGCAAGAAGCGACCAAGCCCCGCAGGCAGCCUCCAUGUGAAUGGUCCCAGUGGAUGGACUACAGGUGGUAUUUUCGGAAAACCAGCAUCCGCAAUCCCGGACCACUUAACGGCAUCGACUACUGCGACAUCACAAACCCCUUCUGAUUCUGAAAGUGAAAGGCCAACGUCACCCAAGUCCAAACCACCAAAGGGGUUGAAAAUAGUUAUGAAAAAUCAACAUUUGUUCGAUUGUGACAACCAUAAUUACUCACCUCUGCUUGAUCAGCAGCACAGGCAACUCUUCAAAUCGUAUCGAGCUGCGUAUGCUAACCUGUUAUUUGUUUGGGAUAUGCCCAUAACGCGCAAGGAGGUACUUAAAAUCGAUGGCGCCUCUAGCGGUUGCCCCGACAUGUGUCAUUCAUCACGCCUGAAAUAUCAUGAUAAGCGAAUAUCAAACUUCGCAAGACGUGAUUCUAGGCCACUAGCCUCGAUUCGAUCUCAAGAAAGACACCCUUUUGAGAUCAACCAAGGUCUGGAUAUACAACGAAAUUGCGCGAGAUGUGGAUGUGCUCUUCAUAUAUCAGCCUUUGAAAUGUCUAGCAUUGUAAAAGACAGCUGCAGGAGUAAAACGCGCCGUGGAGAUUCGCCUGCAAUUCAAUGCCCCCAAUGCAAACCACCACAGCCCAUCCCUACCAAGUUGUCAUGUGUUAUCUGUGCCGAAGUCAUUGAUGGAAUGUUUGCUCCGUGUUUAAAUUGCGGGCACAUCACCUGUAUCGAAUGCCACCAGAACUGGUUCGCAACCCACCCUCACCUCGCCGCAGGAAAGAAGUCGACCGAUACUCCAUUCUGCCCAAGCGGCUGUGGCUGCAUUUGCUCCGAUCAUGUCGUGAUCAAGGUCCCCAUGCCAUCGCCGCCGAAUGUAUCACCCCCAGAGAAAAAGUCUUCUACAGUCAAGGAAUCUUCGUCGCAUCGAAGUCGAUCGCAACCUGCCCGUCGAGAUCGCCGGCGUAGCACAGGAGUUACCACCAGCAAUCACGGCUCCAGACACGAUGGAGAUGCAUAUCUUGAUAGCAGGACUAGCUUACCCUUUGUCUCGCAAGUUGCACGUGGUCUUAAUCUUGAUCUCCAUCAGAGGAAACAUGCCUCGAAGAAAUCUGCCACCCGCAUUUCUAAUAGGAGUGGCGAUCUAAAAAAUGCCUUAGAAAGAGUUGAUACACUCUAACUUUUCUGCGUCAUUUUAUUCCGCUCCUCUCUACCCUUCCCUAUUGCCCCACCUAAUCGAUAUAUUCUUCGUAUUAAUACCCAUUCAAAUUCUUCUUCACAUUUCUUACUAGUGUUUUUCCCCCAUGCUUCCAGCAUAUCUACUAUUCCCCGUAUAGCGCUGAUGGUCGUUAGUGGGUGUUAUCCACAUUCGGUUCUCACCCUAUGAAAUAACUAAAGGAUAUCCCAGAUAAGUGACCUCGUCCUGGGCCCAUGUAAUGUGUAUAUAUAAUGAUUUGUGAUGGUCAUGUACAUGAUGAUUUUAAGUAUUUAAAUGCAACAUUAUUGUUUGUUUUCUACUACUCCAGUCACAUAAUUCCUCCCCGUUUCCGUACUAUGCGAAGCGAAGUGUGCUCAAAACUCUCAAUAUGUUUAACCGUGUUUUAUAUUUGGAGAAUCUAUUCCUCAAGGUUAAUUGAUCAUUGACCGAGCUGGUAACAGCCACGAGAAAUAUCUCGUAGAAUAUUUGAAUUGUAAUAGGACCUGGAAUAUUAUGUCUACUACAACUCCUAGCUUUCCAAGAAAAGCCGCAUCCCAUCUUGCUCGGCCUAGCUGAAAAGUUUUAAAACGGCGCCGC
Molecule: messenger RNA, 5475 nt
Organism: Blastomyces gilchristii SLH14081
Lineage: Eukaryota; Fungi; Ascomycota; Eurotiomycetes; Onygenales; Ajellomycetaceae
Product: WD repeat protein
Exons: 3
Coding region: 442-4860 (1472 amino acids)
Molecular function (GO): protein binding
Source: RefSeq, a predicted model, not a curated record